Molecule: messenger RNA, 2049 nt
Organism: Aureobasidium subglaciale EXF-2481
Lineage: Eukaryota; Fungi; Ascomycota; Dothideomycetes; Dothideales; Saccotheciaceae
Exons: 3
Coding region: 254-1711 (485 amino acids)
Biological process (GO): intracellular iron ion homeostasis
Source: RefSeq, a predicted model, not a curated record
CAACGAUGAAAGGGAAUAAAGUGGCCUGCUCGCCCUGCUCGACCGAGCUUUGCGACGAGAGACAGAAAGUCAGACGAUACCAACAAUUUAUUGCCGUCCAGAGUGACAUACCUUCCUCUUUCCACUUGACGGUUUCUUCUUCCUUGUGUCCGCCAGCGAUCUUGUCGUCAUACAUCAGCUUGAAGAUUGUCGAUUUGAGAAAAUAUACUUUUUGCACACGAACGGACAUAAGCCUGACGACAUAGACACUCCAAUGGCACCACACGCCGACGUCCCCGAAAUGGCUCUCGAGAGUGUUCCUGAGCGCAUUGGCUCCAAGUUCAGGACACACCUCCACCCAACACCACAAGACGAUGUACACGAUGUAGUCUGCGUAGGCUUCGGUCCUGCCGCACUGGCAAUCGCAGUUGCUCUGCACGAUUCCACCAAGCAGACGGGAAAGCAGCAAGCGCAGCUCAAGACACAGCCCAAGGUCGCCUUCCUCGAGAGACAAGAACACUUUGCAUGGCACGCCGGCAUGCAGAUUCCUGGUGCAAAGAUGCAAAUCUCCUUCAUCAAGGACAUGGCGACGAUGCGCAACCCUCGCAGCGAAUUCACCUUCCUCAACUACCUGCACGAGAACAAGCGUCUGGUGCAGUUCACCAACCUCGGCACUUUCCUGCCCCGUCGCAUCGAGUACGAGGACUACCUUCGCUGGUGUGCUGGCUGGUUCCAGAGCUUGGUUUCGUACGGAGAAGAGGUGGUCGACAUCUCGCCUGAUAGCCAGGCCAACAGCGCCGAGGGCGUGACAACAUGGACAAUCACAUCUCGCAACAUUCACACGCGCGAACUCGGCUUCCGCCGUACGAAACGUGUCGUUGUUGCUGUCGGCGGCCACCCUAGAAUCCCCGAGGCCUUCCCCCAGCACCACCCUCGCAUCGUCCACUCAUCCCAAUACUGGACUCUUUCCUCGCGCAUCUUCCUCGACCGCAACGCUCCUCUUAACAUCGCCGUCAUUGGCUCUGGUCAAUCGGCUGCCGAGAUCUUCCAGAACAUCCCUACUCAGUUCCCCAACUCAAAGGCCUACCUCUUGAUCAGAGGCGCCGCUCUCAGACCCUCGGACGACUCGCCCUUUGUCAACGAGGUCUUCGAUCCGGAGCGUACCGAUGACACCUUCAACCAAGAUCCCGCCGUUCGUGCUCAGGCCAUCAAGAUGGACAAGGCCACCAACUAUGGUGUCGUUCGUCUUGAGCUGCUGGAACACAUGUACGACUGCCUGUAUACUCAGCGUCUGGUUCACGGCGACGACGAGUCCAAGUGGCCCCAACGCCUGCUCAACCACCGCGAAGUCGAGAAUGUGACCGAGCUACCCAACGACCGUGUGCGUCUACACAUCAGAAACGACACUGCAAAGUUCAGACGUGCCAAGGGCUCUACCAACGAGUCUCUGGAUGUCGACUUGGUCAUGAUCGCCAGUGGUUACAGAAGAGAUCACCACGAGCAGUUGCUGUCCAAGGUCAGACCUAUGAUGCCUGGUGGUGAUAAGCCUGGGCAGAAGUGGACUGUCAAUCGCGAGUACAAGGUGCAAUUUGAGCAAGGCGCUGUGGCCAAGGACUCCGGCGUCUGGCUGCAGGGUUGCAACGAGGGUACCCAUGGUCUGAGUGACUCCCUCCUCUCCGUGCUCGCCAUCCGCGGCGGUGAAAUGGUCGAGUCCAUGUUCGGCAACCAAUAAAUCACCAAAUCCCUACCUCGGUACCCUUCCCAUCUCAAACGUCGCCACUUCCCCCUUUUCGAGGAAUAAACCCAGUGCGACAAAGAAACAAGACACGGUAACCAACCUCCAAACAAAACAAAAUCUGGAAAAAGUGUCAAAUAGAGCGAUGGCGUUUGUUUUUCUAUACUUGUACCAAAAAGACUUGGGGCUACGGCAAGACUUCUCGCUUGAAAUAGAUGCAUACACAAUUCUCCUGUUUUACUGUUUACUUGUCUGUCACAACUAUAUCUUCCUUGCCUGUCUCACGUUCAGCUGCUUGACACCGAAAUAUAUCUGCUUCUACCUACUGCCACCCA